This is a messenger RNA of Neurospora hispaniola, 405 nucleotides long. RefSeq lists its product as uncharacterized. The transcript has 6 exons. Bases 1 to 405 code for a protein of 134 amino acids. NCBI's taxonomy places the organism in Eukaryota, Fungi, Ascomycota, Sordariomycetes, Sordariales, Sordariaceae. The record is from RefSeq and is a predicted model, not a curated record.
AUGACUGAUCUGGGCGCCAAGAGGUUCCCUUUCGUUUUGCCCUACGACGCUCUUGCCUACUAUGUAUAUAAAUCAAAUGCAGAAAGUCUUGUGACUGUGCCGCAAGACAGUGAAUGGGCAGCCGAGCCAUCAACGAGACCCCAGAUGUACGGAUACAACGGACAACGAGCAAGAUAUCGAACCGCGGCAAACACCCGUAGAGAAGAACUCGGCGAUAACCAUGUCGCGAAAAAGAAGUCAUUACCAAGCAACGAGCUGGGAACGAAUGGGAUGCCGAUGACCGAGUUACCCCUCCUUCGUUCCUUCCUAAGAAGUGAUUAUACAUCCAAGAUUUUCGGCUUGGCUCGUCUAUACUAUACACAUACGUUAGAUUACACUAGGUACCAGGAGGUACUUCGCGACUAG